UCGAAGCCCCGCCCACGCUCCCGGGACCGGAAGUACCUGUGAGUGGCUGCUGACGUUGCCGCUGUCCGACGCGACGAUGGCGUCCACGGAUCAGUCGCUGCUGGACUUGACGGAGAAGGAAACCCGGGAGAAGCUGUCGUUGUGGGACCGCCGCGGCGACGCCACGGCCCCUCUCACGGAGAAACAGAUGGACUCCGUGCUGGAGAUCCGAGCCGCGGCCGAGACGCUCCCGGUCCCCUCCGAGCUUCCCAUUGAGGACCUGUGCAGCCUGUCGUCCCGGUCCUUACAGUCCCCGUUCACAGCCACUGUCCCCGCCUCGACGGAGGACGUCCUGCUCAAAGGUUUCCAGAUGCUGGACAUGGAGAGUGACAGGAUAGAAACUGCACAGCAGUUUUUCGCCUGGUUUGCCAAGUUACAGACAAACAUGGACCAGGAUGACAGCGCUCAAUACAG
Molecule: messenger RNA, 453 nt
Organism: Paralichthys olivaceus (Japanese flounder)
Lineage: Eukaryota; Metazoa; Chordata; Actinopteri; Pleuronectiformes; Paralichthyidae
Source: RefSeq, a predicted model, not a curated record